Molecule: messenger RNA, 942 nt
Organism: Chrysochloris asiatica (Cape golden mole)
Lineage: Eukaryota; Metazoa; Chordata; Mammalia; Afrosoricida; Chrysochloridae
Gene: SUN3
Product: Sad1 and UNC84 domain containing 3
Exons: 9
Coding region: 169-942 (257 amino acids)
Biological process (GO): nuclear envelope organization
Cellular component (GO): meiotic nuclear membrane microtubule tethering complex; nuclear envelope
Molecular function (GO): protein-membrane adaptor activity
Source: RefSeq, a predicted model, not a curated record
AGAUCACGGAAGAUUUUCAUAAGUGUGUUUAUAUUGAUUUUCAUUCUUAUAGGACUUCAAAGUUAUGAGUGGCUUAAAGACACAGAUUUUUCUCACAAAUCCAGACAAUUGUAUGCUGUAAUUGCAGAAUAUGGCUCAAGACUUUAUAAUUACCAGGCCAGACUUCGUAUGACAAAAGAGGAACUGGAAUUUUUAAAGAGAGAAAGCCAGACUUUGAAAAACAAUUUCCGUGAAAUUCUACUUGUAAAAGAACAAAUAGAUGCUCUAAAGGUAUUUCUAAGAGAACUGAAGGAUGGUGUGUACAAUGCUAGCUGGAGUGGGGAUCCUAUUGAGAAACAAGACAACAAGGACAUUUUUGAUGAGGAAAUGUCAAAUUUGGUAAACUAUGUACUUAAGCAGUUGAGAGAAGAUCAAGUCCAGAUGGCUGAUUAUGCCCUCAAGUCUGCCGGAGCCUCCAUCAUUGAAGCUGAGACUUCAGAGAGUUACAGAAAUGAUAAGGCAAAACUGUACUGGCAUGGGGUAGGGUUCUUAAAUUAUGAAAUGCCUCCAGAUAUUAUUCUUCAGCCAGAUGUUCAUCCCGGGAAGUGCUGGUCAAUUCCAGGCUCUCAGGGACAUACCCUCAUCAAGCUGGCCAGGAAGAUUGUACCAACUGCCGUUACCAUGGAACACAUCUCAGAGAAGGUCUCUCCCUCAGGAGACAUCUCCAGUGCACCCAAGGAAUUUUCUGUCUAUGGCAUCUCAAAAGAAUGUAAUGGAGAAGAAAUUUUCCUAGGCCAGUUUAUAUAUAACAAAAAAGGAACCAUCAUUCAAACAUUUAAGCUUCAGCAUGAAGCUUCUGAAUCUAUAUUAUGUGUGAAGCUUAAAAUCCUCAGCAAUUGGGGGCACCCGAAGUAUACUUGUUUAUAUCGAUUCAGAGUUCAUGGCAACCUAGAUUGCAUCUAG